CCCCCUCCCCCUCCUCCUCCUCCUCCUCCUCCUCCUCCGGUGACACACCAGACGAUGCGUUGACUGAACGCAGGAGGAGAAGAAAACCUCUCCCAUCCAGAGGCAGGAGCAGAGAGGAGAUCUCUAACCAAUACUACCUCUCAACACCGUGAUGGAUCUGCAGUUUCCCUGAGACCAACUCCAGUUCAACUCCAUCCGUCCCCCUGUCUCGUCCCCCUGCCUCGUCCCCCUGUCUCGUCCCCCUGCCUCGUCCCCCUGCCUCGUCCCCCUGUCUCGUCCCCGUGGCCUCCACCAUGUCUGAGGGGCUGCUCCAGGUGGAGAUCCCGGACUUCGGCAGCAGUGUUCUGGGCAGCCUGAACCAGCAGCGUCUGCAGGGUCACUACUGUGACGUGUCCAUCCUGGUGCAGGGUCAGGCCUUCAAGGCGCACCGGGCCGUCCUCGCCGCCUCCUCCCUCUACUUCAGAGACCUGUUCAGCUCCAUGGCCGACUCCUCGUCCUCCUCCUCCUCCUCCCAGACGGUGUUUGAGCUCCCGUCCUCGGUGACCCCGGCCUGUUUCCAGCAGAUCCUGUCCUUCUGCUACACGGGCCGCCUCAGCAUGGCCGCCAGCGAGCAGCUGGUCCUGAUGUACACCGCCGGGUACCUGCAGAUCCAGAACAUCGUGGAGCGAGGCAUGGACCUGAUGAUGAUGAAGACGUCCUCGUCCUCCUCGCCGCUCUGCUGCGACUCACAGACCACCUCAGUAGACGAGCUCGGGGGCUUUGAUGCUCCGUCCGUCCAGAGCGUCCCCCCGAUGGACGACGUGAGUCCAGAGGAGCUGGACCUGGACGUGAGCCGGAUCAAACAGGAGAGAGAAGACACUCCACCACCUCCUCCUACCGAGGAGGACGGAGGAGGAGACGAGGGCAGGGUGGACAUCGGGGACCUCCAGUCCUCCAGGACCAGCGCCUUGUGUUACCUGAGUGCAGGAGGAGGUCUGGUUUCAGGUCUUCAGUCCUUCCUCCUGGCAGGAGGGGGGCGCUCCAGUCCAGGAGGAUCCAGUCUCCCCACGGACUCCCCUCCGUCCCACCCCCCCACCGAGGAGGAGCUGGAGGAGGAUUACUAUGGCAACGCUGUCCCCCCCGGCCUCUACCAACACAUCUACGGACUCCCCGGGAACCCCUACAUCCAGGAGAAGAUGGAGAUGCUGCCCCUCCCGUUGGCUAACGAGCGUCGGCCCUGUGUCCUGGUUGGUCGGGACAACAUGGCGCUGCCCGCCAGCCUGAUCAGUCAGAUCGGGUAUCGGUGCCACCCGUCGCUCUACACCGAGGGCGACCCGGGGGAGAAGGUGGAGCUGGUGGCAGGUUCAGGGGUUUUCAUGACCCGGGGUCAGCUGAUGAACUGCCACCUGUGUGCCGGGGUCAAACACAAGGUCCUGCUCAGGAGGCUGCUGGCCACCUUCUUCGACAGAAACACUCUGGCCAAUAGCUGCGGGACGGGGAUCCGCUCCUCAACCAAUGACCCGAGCCGGAAACCCCUGGACAACCGAGUCCUGAACACAGUCAAACUGUACUGUCAGAACUUUGCUCCCAGCUUUAAGGAGAGUGAGAUGAACGUCAUCGCCGCUGACAUGUGCACCAACGCCCGGCGGGUUCGUAAACGUUGGCUCCCAAAGAUCCAGUCGCUCCUCCCAGACGGCCUCCCCCCCACCUCCUCCUCCCCCCACCCCCGCAAGCUGAAGAGAGGAGGAGGAGGAGCAGCAGGAGGAGCAGGCGGAGGAGGUGGCAUCUUGGAGCUGGACCUGAGGCAGAUCAGCACCUCCUACCUCGGCCUGGAGGAGGUGGUAGGGGAGAAGGAGAAGGAGGUGCCACCGCCCCCCCUGCCUCACCUGCAGUUUGCUGGGCCUCGUGGAGGAGGAGGACAGGUGGAGGAGGAGGUGGAGGGAGGUGAGGCUGAAGGGGGAGGGAGGCUACAGACUGAACAACCUCCGGACCUCCCUCUGUCCCUGUCUUCCUCCUCCUCUUCCUCCUCCUCCUCCUCUCACCCCUCCCCUCAGCCGGCAGAGCCCGCCCCUCCUCACAGGGGAUUGGCCGACACAGAUGAGAGGGGGGCGGAGCCUCUGGAAGACAGCCAAUAA
This is a messenger RNA of Mugil cephalus (flathead mullet), 2114 nucleotides long. Its product is annotated as nucleus accumbens-associated protein 2-like. Lineage: Eukaryota; Metazoa; Chordata; Actinopteri; Mugiliformes; Mugilidae. Gene Ontology annotation, biological process: regulation of transcription by RNA polymerase II. Gene Ontology annotation, molecular function: protein binding; DNA-binding transcription factor activity, RNA polymerase II-specific; RNA polymerase II cis-regulatory region sequence-specific DNA binding. The transcript has 8 exons. Bases 294 to 2114 code for a protein of 606 amino acids. The record is from RefSeq and is a predicted model, not a curated record.